Messenger RNA from Colletotrichum karsti, 2103 nucleotides. RefSeq names its product calcium dependent mitochondrial carrier. Gene Ontology annotation, molecular function: ATP transmembrane transporter activity; calcium ion binding. Gene Ontology annotation, biological process: transmembrane transport. The transcript has 5 exons. Lineage: Eukaryota; Fungi; Ascomycota; Sordariomycetes; Glomerellales; Glomerellaceae. The coding region runs from base 1 to 2103 and encodes 700 amino acids. The record is from RefSeq and is a predicted model, not a curated record.
AUGGGGGUGACAGAAUGGGUUACCGAGCUCGAGAUGGGUGUGGACGAGUCCCAGAACCAGCGCGAUAAGCGCGUGGAGGAUUUUUGGAAGGAAUUGGACGUCCAGGGCACCGGCUACCUCGACUUUAAGGGGCUGCAGAAGGGCCUGAACAGGAUCGAUCACCCUAUGAAGAACGCGGAGGACAUGUUGAGGAGGAUCAUGACCGUCGUCGACACCAACGCCGACGGCAAAAUUCAAUACGAAGGUGAGCUUUGCGAGUUGAAGUCGUCCCGAGGCUGGAGCUAUCGCCUGGGUUCCCCUGUCACGGGGUCCGGGAACGGUGCUAACGACGUCCUGCCGCCAGAGUUCCGCACCUUCGUCGAGCAGACCGAGAAACAGCUCAUGAUCUUGUUCCAGUCGAUAGACAAAGACAACAAUGGACGACUCGACAAGUCGGAGCUGCAGGAGGCCUUCAGACGGGCUGGGCUUGUCGUGCCCAUGCGCAAGCUCAGCGCCUUCUUUGGCGAUAUCGACAUGAACAACGACGGCUUCAUCAGCUUCGAGGAGUGGAGGGACUUUCUUUUGUUCAUGCCGAUACAUAAUGGCCACGCACCUCUCAAGGCUGUGAUGGACUUUUAUUCUUCCAUAGUCACCCUCACAGCAGAGGGCGACUCGAUGGUGUCGGAAGAGACACUUGAAGGCUUAGGUACGACCGGCUUCCUUCUGCAAACCCUCUUUGGAUCCAUUUUAAGGAUCGCAUCUCCUUCGGACCGUGAGACUCCUGUCGAGCCCCUCACAGACAAGGACGGCCAAACGGUGCCUCCGCAGGAGGAAGCAUCCGUUCCCGAUAUUGCGAAAAUACCCACCUCAUCGAAACCAGAACAACAGACUUCACCAAGCAGCUUUACAGAUCCCACAGCAGCAAUAGCGUCAAUACCGACAUCAAAACACCCGAAAGUCACCGACGGCGCGGACGUCGACAUGGCGGCAGCGGCGGUACUCCAGGCGGGCGUCAAGGCCGCGGACGACAAGCUCACCGGCAUCGCGACAAUACGACAAAUCCCCGGCGUCGGCACCUCCCAAGCGAAACCGGUCUUAGGCUCCGAGCAAGGCUCCAGCUCAGAUGCAACUGCUGAACGCAAGACCAAGAGACUGACUGACUUCGCCCCUGAUCCAGGUUACUUCGUCGCGGGUGCCGUCGCCGGAGGACUUUCGCGAACUGCCACCGCGCCUCUCGAUCGCCUCAAGGUGUACCUGUUGGUGAACACGAGAGCAAGCACCGAGACCGCUGCCAGCGCCUUCAGGCAAGGGCGCCCGGUAGAUGCUCUUCGCAACGCCGUGCGGCCAUUCGGAGAUGCGGUCAAGGAUCUCUGGAAGGCCGGCGGCAUGCGGAGUCUCUUUGCAGGCAACGGACUCAACGUCAUCAAAAUCAUGCCCGAAAGCGCCAUCAAAUUCGGAUCCUACGAGGCCGCAAAACGCACUCUCGCUAAGCUCGAGGGCCACGACGACCCAAAGCAGAUCAACGGAUAUUCGAAAUUUGUUUCGGGUGGUGUUGCUGGCAUGGUCGCGCAAUUCUGUGUGUAUCCCCUUGAUACGCUGAAGUUCCGCCUCCAAACAUCCACAGUGCAAGGCGGCCUCACGGGAAAUGCCCUUGUUCUUGAUACCGCCAAGAAGAUGUGGCAAGCUGGUGGAAUGCGCAGUGCAUACCGUGGUGUUACCAUGGGUCUGAUGGGCAUGUUCCCCUACAGUGCCAUCGAUAUGGGUACGUUUGAAUUUCUCAAGAAUUCUUACAAGAGUUACAUGUCAAAAUACCGAGGCAUACACGAGGAAGAUGUCAAGCCGGGCAACAUCAUGACUGGCAUUAUUGGGGCUACCAGCGGUGCUUUUGGAGCAUCAGUGGUGUACCCUCUCAACGUCCUGCGCACGCGACUACAAACACAAGGCACAGCUAUGCACCCGGCCACAUAUACCGGCAUCUGGGAUGUUGCCCAAAAGACGCUUAAGAAUGAGGGCGUGCGGGGCAUGUAUAAGGGCCUCACCCCUAAUCUCCUCAAGGUUGCUCCAGCACUGAGCAUUACCUGGGUUGUGUAUGAGAAUACAAAGAAGCUCCUUGAAUUGGAGUGA